Bombus pyrosoma is the source of this 1756-nucleotide messenger RNA. RefSeq lists its product as uncharacterized. The record is from RefSeq and is a predicted model, not a curated record. The transcript is spliced from 3 exons. Gene Ontology annotation, cellular component: plasma membrane. Gene Ontology annotation, biological process: detection of chemical stimulus involved in sensory perception of smell; sensory perception of smell. Bases 735 to 1688 code for a protein of 317 amino acids. Gene Ontology annotation, molecular function: olfactory receptor activity; odorant binding. NCBI's taxonomy places the organism in Eukaryota, Metazoa, Arthropoda, Insecta, Hymenoptera, Apidae.
GGAGUAUUUAUAUUAAACCUCAAACUAUCAAACACACGAUAGGGUGAAAGAUUUGGGAAAAAGUGUAUAUGACUGAAUGGUACCGAUUACCUCACAAAACUGCUCUCGGUCUAGUCCUGGUUAUUUCAAGAUCGAGUAUGGUGGUCAAAAUUACUGCUGGAAAAUUCGUACAAAUAUCUAUCACAACCUUUGGCGUCGUAAGUAUCGAUAAUACAUAGAUGUUUAAGAUAUAAUUGAUAAAAUAUUUGUAUUUUAUCUAUUGUUAAUUGUUUGGAUACAAUAAAAUUACUAAUAAUGUUUCCCUCGUAUUAGUAUUCGAUGAUAUAGAAAUCAAGCUUUAGAACUGGCAUUUCUAAAUACCGACAAAUAUAAUGCAAGUUAUUGUAUCAUUUAUUAUGAAAUUUCUUAUAGUCACUAGCAGAAAUUAAAUCAACUGCAACAUCCUAGCACAUAACAUACUCACAUAUCACUAUCCACCAUCCACUAAAAAUUUGAAAACAUACACUGUUAAAGUUAGGGACACGAAUGAUUCAUUCCAUGUACGCUAUCCGCUUCACAUGAUUGCAACUGACAGUUUCCAAGCGUAUAUACUUUCAUAGUAUUCUAAAAAAGUUCUACCGACUAGACGAAUCGAUCAGUUGAACAAAUAGCUAAAAAACUCGCGCAAGCGUUGAACUUCUGCCAACAUCCUCUAUAUGUAGACGCUUGGUUUCUAACAAUGGCAUUAUUUCGCGAUGACGACCGAAGUAGUGAUCAUAGAAGGUGACAGCAAGAGAAAUAGUGACUAUAGUCUUCAAUUGAAUCGGUGGUUCUUAAAACCGAUCGGUGCAUGGCCAUCGUCUCCUUCCACGACAAGACUCGAAAAGGUCGUUUCAAUUAUUUUAAACAUCGUUUGCUUUAGCACCUUAAUUCUUACUGCGAUUCCUAGUUUACUAGUAAUAAUUCUGGAAGACGAGACGUUCAACUUCAAAUUGAAGACCUUCGGUUUUGUGAAUCAUUGGUUCGUCAGCAGCUUUAAUUACGCGGUUUUAUUAAUGCACAACAAAGACAUACGAAAGUGCGUGUCAUACAUAGAAGCUGACUGGCGAACAGUGACCAGAGAGAAAGAUCAACAUGUGAUGUUGAAAAACGCGAGAAUCGGUCGCUACAUAGCGGCGUUCACCGCCAUUUUUGUGCAAUCAAGCGUCUUGUGCUUUUGUUUUGUGACAGCAUUAAAUACAGUAGAGAUUCAAAUUGCAAACGAGACGAGAGUUUUACAUGUGCUACCUUGUGCAGUAUACAAAAAGUUGGUGAACGUUGACGAAAUUCCAACAAACGAAUUCAUGCUUUUCUUGCAAAUUUGUUCUACUGUUAUCGCAAAUUUUAGUACAAUUGGGAUCUUUAGUCUCGCAGCAGUUCUAACUGCUCACGCGUGCGGUCAGCUAAAUGUUAUUACGUUAUGGAUCGCUGAAUUCGUCAAUGAAACCAGAGUAGAGAAGGAAACUGGUGAUUUUAUACAAAUUGGAGUAAUCGUAGAACGACAUCUAAGGACAUUGAAUUUUAUAUCAUAUAUCGAGGAUGUGAUGAAUAAAAUCUGUUUGCUGGAAAUGUCAAGGUGCACGAUGGAUAUAUGCGUAAUUGGUUACUACAUUCUAUCGGUCAUAAAGACAGGUUUCGCAUAUUUGAAUUUGUUGCAGCAAAUGAUGUGAUAAAGUGGAAUUCUGAAAGGAUAUUAUAAGAAAAUGUCAACAAAUAAAUAAGUCGACGAUUGAACUAA